This is a messenger RNA of Heteronotia binoei (common prickly gecko), 2406 nucleotides long. It is a transcript of the gene KCNJ13, whose product is annotated as potassium inwardly rectifying channel subfamily J member 13. Gene Ontology annotation, cellular component: plasma membrane. NCBI's taxonomy places the organism in Eukaryota, Metazoa, Chordata, Lepidosauria, Squamata, Gekkonidae. Gene Ontology annotation, molecular function: inward rectifier potassium channel activity. Bases 233 to 1330 code for a protein of 365 amino acids. The record is from RefSeq and is a predicted model, not a curated record. The transcript has 4 exons. Gene Ontology annotation, biological process: regulation of monoatomic ion transmembrane transport; potassium ion import across plasma membrane.
GAGACCUGUACGCCCAUUUUGAACAAACAUCCUUCCAUACUAGAUGCCAAAACUUUUUUUCCCUCUUCAUUCCAUUGGGAUCCCUGUAUAUAGAAGAAAGUUUGGUCCGAUUUCCCUAUCAAAGCAAUACACCUCCCUCCCUUUCCCUUCCAAACAGAUAAACCAACAAGGAUACUGCUUUACAUCAGCAGUGGCCUGAGUAUGUUCAGCAGAAGAGGCUAUAUCCCAGAAGAUGAGGACGGAAGUGAUAGAAGGCAAUAACACCAAACCUAGUGCUCCUCUCCUGGCCCAACGAUACCCAAGAAUGGUCACGAAAGAUGGGCACAGCACUCUCCACAUGGAGGGUGCUCACGGGAAACGCCUUGCAUACCUGAAAGAUGCUUGGGGAAUCUUAAUGGACAUGCGCUGGAGAUGGAUGAUGCUAGUAUUUUCUGCUUCUUUUGUCCUCCACUGGCUAGUCUUUGCCGUUCUCUGGUACCUACUAGCAGAGAUGAAUGGGGAUCUGGAAAUCGAUCACGAUUCCCCACCCGAAAACCACACUAUUUGUGUAAAGUAUAUCACCAGCUUUACAGCUGCAUUUUCAUUCUCAUUGGAGACACAGCUCACUAUUGGUUAUGGUACAAUGUUCCCAAGUGGAGACUGCCCAAGUGCAAUUGCUCUACUGGCUAUACAAAUGGUACUGGGACUUAUGCUGGAGGCUUUCAUCACAGGUGCAUUUGUAGCAAAAAUUGCCCGGCCAAAGAACCGAGCUCUGUCUAUCCGGUUCACUUACUCUGCAGUAGUGACACACAGAGAAGGAAAGCCAUACCUAAUGUUCCAAGUGGCUAAUACUCGCCCAAGUCCACUCACCAGUGUUCGGAUUUCUGCAGUGCUUUAUGAAGAACGUGAAAAUGGUCAAUUGUAUCAAACAAGUGUGGAUUUUCAUCUGGACAGCAUUACUUCUGAAGAAUGUCCAUUCUUCAUUUUUCCCUUAACCUAUUACCACUCCAUAACUCCAUCUAGCCCCCUAGCCAUUCUCCUACAAAGGGAGGCUCAUCGUCAUUUUGAGCUAGUAGUCUUCCUUUCAGCCACACAGGAGGGCACAGGAGAAACGUGUCAAAGGAGGACAUCCUACCUACCAUCUGAGAUCAUGUUACAUCACCACUUUGCCUCCAUGUUAGCUCGAGGCUCCAAAGGGGAAUAUCAAAUCAAGAUGGAGAAUUUUGAUAAGACAGUUCCAGAACUUCCAACUGCAGACUCCAAAAGUUCCAAGAGGACUGAUAUGGAGAUCCGCAUCAAUGGACAGCAUAUUGAUAACUUUCAGAUGUGUGAGACUCGUCUGACAGAAUAGACUUCAAAAGUGGUAUUAUUCUUUUUCAUUGGACUAGAGUAUCAUGUGUCAAUAUUUUCUUUUUCCUCCCCAUUUCCUUAUAUUCUUUCCCCCGACCCUCAAUAACUUUGACUUCAGAAAAAUGUGCAAAAUAAAAAGCAUAGUGUGUUCAUAGUGAUGAGCCACUGGAUUAACUGCACAAAAACAGUCAGGGACAAGCAGCACUACAAAAAUUCUGUGAAAACAGAGUGCUACCUGCUGAAUUCAGUAGACUAUGAUUGAAACUGCACUGACCCUGAAACAAGAGAUUUUAAGACUCACAGUCUGGCAACAAUCUGAAGUACAGGAAAGUAAAAUCUGUAGCAAAAUGGACAAAACUUUAGUAAACUAUCUCAGCUGAAAAGAAUUUUCAUCUGGAAAGCUCAAGAGCCCUCAGAUUCUUUGAAUUAGUUAUUUCUUGCUAUAAUGGUUACAAGAGAAUAUGCUGAUGUCUAAACAUGCCAUGAAGAAUGUUGCUAGUAUUUUCUGUGGCAAUGAAAUUGCAAGCCUGCUGUGCUUGUUUAUUAAGAAAAAUCACAAGCAUUUGCUGAAGCAUUUGUUCCAGCAGCUAGGAACAAGUUCAACAUCCGUAGGCAUUUCUGUGUUGAAAGUGAAUGACAAGACCCUAAUAUGUAUUAGACUCUUAAUACUCUGAACCUGAACUCUUUUCACAAUUAUAAACAAGCAAUAUAUUUAGAAGAGAGAAACUGAUUUGUAAUUGUCUUGUGAAAGACAAUCAACGCCUCUUGUAUCAGCUAUGAUACAAGUCUAAACUUGCAGUCCUGAUAUCAGAAGGACACACUACUGAGCAGAUACUCAGUUCAAACAAUACAGAGAUAAACUGGUGACUCUAAAAUAAUUAUACAAACAUGAAGCUUACUAUGAGGCUUUGAACUCAAGGUUCUGUGCCAGGUUUGUUUCAUAUUACUAGAACCAUUUAUCAGAACUAAUGCUAUUUUUUGAAAAUGAACACUGUUUUUGAAUAGUCAAAGAAACACUCUUAUGGAUUCGUCAGAUUUUUUUCAGCUACACAGAGAGAUCAAUAAUUACUCUCUAUU